GAACCUGUUUUGCCGACAUGUCGCAAGUAACCAAAAUCCAAAUUUUAAAAUUAUACAAAGAUUUAUUAAGAUACGGCCAAAAUUUGAAAUUUACCGACAAAGACUACUUCCACAAACGAAUUCGGCGUGAGUUCCGCAAAAACCGCGACCUCACAGACGAAUCAGCGAUCAGUUUCAACUUUGAGAGAGGAAUAGUACUUCUUGUACGACGUGCCGUCCAAUGAUUAACCGAACUCGUCUCAUUUUUAGCAUAGUUAGA
This is a messenger RNA of Tribolium castaneum (red flour beetle), 259 nucleotides long. RefSeq lists its product as uncharacterized. Lineage: Eukaryota; Metazoa; Arthropoda; Insecta; Coleoptera; Tenebrionidae. Bases 18 to 224 code for a protein of 68 amino acids. The record is from RefSeq and is a predicted model, not a curated record. The transcript is spliced from 2 exons.